GCCGGCUUGUCACACGGUAAACUUGUCCUGGACGCGCCAUUUAAGAGAUUACAAUGACAAGGACGAGCAUUACAAACAUCUUUUUAUGGACUUGACUUUGCAUUCCGAAGAAGCCCAGACAGGUUGGAUGAAAUCCAACACGCAAGCAGAGGCCGCCAAUCUUGAGAGGUCCGCAGCCUGCCGUCUUCAAGGAGCCGUCUACCAUGACGACAUUACAAGCUGCACAGUGAGCCGGAGGAGCAUUACGGACAUCGUUACACUUGGCGUCGCCGCCAUCUUGAAGCAUCCCAUCAUGCAUCUGGAGGUGAAGGUUGCCCUCAACUUCAUCGUGUCCUAUUUGUACAACAAGCUGCCUCGUCGUCGAGCCGACCUCUUCGGAGAAGAACUGGAGAGGAUCCUGGUGUCUCGCUUUGAGGGUCACUGGUACCCGGAGGACCCCCUUCGAGGUUCCGCCUUCCGCUGCCUUCACCUGGGCGCCCCCCGGGACCCGGUCGUGGAGUUGGCCGCCAAGAGAAGCGGCCUGGACACCGAUGAAGUGCGCGCCAACGUCCCCGAGGAACUUAGCGUGUGGAUCGACCCGUUUGAGGUGUCCUACCAGAUCGGAGAGAAGGGGGCGGUGAAGGUGCUCUACCUGGAGGACCUCAGCUGUGACGGAGUGCGGCCUGAGGGGCUGACGAGAGACGCUAAAGGAGACGCCGACCUCGAAGAGACUAAGAAUCUGGGCUUCAAUCCAGACGCUCAGGUCUUUAUUCCCAUUGGAAACCAGUCAUCUACUUCCAUGAUGCCUUCGCUCUCCAGCUCUCCCACUCCGCCCAGCGCUCACCCCUGCCCGGGGCUCUUCGGUUCGCCUUCCGCCCACUCCUCCAACACCUCUACCCCUUCUCCGCCCUAUGCCGCACCUCAGCAGCCCGCCUCCCGUCCUCAACCCAUCACCUUUACCACGGCCGCCUUCGCUGCCACCAAAUUCGGCUCCACCAAGAUGAAGAAAAACGGCCCGGCGGCAGCGCCACCCGCCCCCGCCGCCCACUCUCCCACCGCCAUCUUGGCUCCGGAGCUGCUCAAGCACAAGCCGCUGUCUCUGUCCAUGCACUCGCUCGGGGGUCCCGUCCCCAGCCAGCUGUCCCCCAACGCCAAAGAGUUUGUCUACUCCCCCGGUCCUCUCUACUUUGACGCCGAGCCCUCUUUUGACCCUUUCGCCAGCCCGCCACCGCCACCGUCCCAAAGUAUGGGCAUCAUGGGCGCCACCGGCGAGAUCUCCUACAUGGAGAAGCCACCGUUUGUGGAGGCUUUAGGAAGCUACAAGCUGCAGUAUCCCAGCCAGGCCUUCCAGCCUGUGGUGCUGGCCAACUGAGCAUCCACUCCUUCCAGAACUGAACUUUCUAGAAGGUUCCGGUCCCAUUCUGGGUGCUGAAGGGGUUUUCUCUGUUAGUCAUGAAGGUUGUGCUCAAGAAGAAAAGAGCUCUGCAGCCUGCUGGGUUGUUUCUAGAAAGGGACAACUUCCAAUAAUUCAUCCCUCGGGGAGACUGCAGGAAGCCAAAGCUUUCUUUGCAUUUGAGGUAGCCGGCACUCACAUGUGGAUACCUGGAAGUAGCCGGCACUCACGUGUGGAUACCUGGAAGUAGCCGGCACUCACCUGUAGAUACCUGAAAGUAGCCGGCACUCACGUGUGGAUACCUGGAAGUAGCCGGCACUCACGUGUAGAUACCUGAAAGUAGCCGGCACUCACGUGUGGAUACCUGGAAGUAGCCGGCACUCACGCCUGACAGACUCGUCCCGUCGUCUUUGCAGGAGAGCAAAGAGGGGGAAGGGAAUUUGAGGAUGUGGGGCUCAAACACGGGUGUCAAACUCAAAACCCAGGGUCCGAAUCUGGCCUGCCACAUGAAUUAAAGUGACCCGCCCCAUCAUUCCAUGUGGCCUGCCGCAUUACUUAAUAUAGUUUGCCGCCUCAUUUCAUGCGGCCUGCUGCAUUAUUUAAAAUGGCCUGCCACAUGCAGCACUAUUUAAAAUGCAUCAUUUUAUGUGGCCCUCUGCAAUAUUUAAAGUGGCCCGCCGCAUUAUUUCAUAUAGCUGGCCGCAUCAUUUCUUCUGGCCUACUGCAUUAUUUUGUGGUAAGCUGCGUUAUUUAAAAUGCUGUGCCGCGUUAUUUCAUGUGGCCUGCCGUGUUAUUUUGUGGUAAGCUGUGUUAUUUGAAAAUGGCCGGCUGCAUCCUUUUAUGUGGCCCUCAGCAUUAUUUAAUGUGGUCCGCUGCAUUAUUUCAUAUAGCUGGCCGCUGUAUUUCAUGUGGCCUGCUGCAUCAUUUAAUUCGGCCUGCCGCAUUAUUUAAAAUGGUGUGCCGCAUUAUUUCAUGUAGCUGGCCGGCCGCAUCAAUUUAUGUGGCCUGCUGCAUCAUUUUGUGGUACCUUGCAUCAUUAUAUGUUGCCCUUCACAUUAUUUAAUAUAGCAGGCCGCUGCAUCAUUUUAUGUGGCCUGCAAAAAAACAAAAGUCUGGCUAUGGUAUGCCACACUAUGGUAUGCCACACUAUGGUAUGCC
Molecule: messenger RNA, 2530 nt
Organism: Entelurus aequoreus (snake pipefish)
Lineage: Eukaryota; Metazoa; Chordata; Actinopteri; Syngnathiformes; Syngnathidae
Product: protein Tob2-like
Exons: 2
Coding region: 86-1351 (421 amino acids)
Biological process (GO): regulation of gene expression
Cellular component (GO): nucleus; cytoplasm
Molecular function (GO): transcription corepressor activity
Source: RefSeq, a predicted model, not a curated record